Molecule: messenger RNA, 1062 nt
Organism: Lotus japonicus
Lineage: Eukaryota; Viridiplantae; Streptophyta; Magnoliopsida; Fabales; Fabaceae
Product: ATP-dependent RNA helicase eIF4A
Exons: 7
Coding region: 136-768 (210 amino acids)
Source: RefSeq, a predicted model, not a curated record
CACAAGUUAGGUGUCAUAGCUUCAUUUUAAAAUUGAUUGCCGUAAAGAGGUUGGGGAAUUCCUUAAAAUAAAAAAAAAUAAAAAAAGAGUUGGGGGAAUAAGAAAAAGGGGCACACGGUGGUUGGAGUGAGGAGGAUGGGAAUAAUGGACACCAUCGACGCUUCGUCUCCACCGUCUCAGAGCGGUCACUCACGCCAUUUCUACCUCGCAGUAGACAGGCUUCAAGUCAAAAUGCAAACUCUGGUUGAUCUUCUCGAUUUGGUGGGUCGACGAUCAUGCUUGCCAAUCGUUAUCUGUUGCAGCACCCGCGACGACCUUGAUUCUCUCUUCUCAUCUCUUUCUGCUCUCCCCUUCAUUUCCUCUUCUGCAUUGUACAGUGACCUUGCUGAAGGUGAACGCGCUUCAAUUUUAGACAAAUUCCGGCAAGUCACAGCAAAGUGGAACCAGAUUAAUCAUGCUGGAGCAGGGAAUGAGGAUGAUGAUGAUGAGGCAGGGAAAGUUGACAGGUCUCACAUGAUUAUUGUAACAGAUGCUUGCCUUCCCUUUCUUGCUUCUGGAGAGCCUCCCUUGAAUGGUCAUCUUCUCAUUAACUACGAGUUGCCGGCAAAGAAGGAAACAUAUGGAAGGCGUUUGGCAGCUUGUUUAACCGCUGAUGGAAUAGUCAUCAAUAUGGUUGUUGGUGGGGAAGUAGUGACUCUAAAAAGUAUUGAAGAAAGCACUGGUAUUCUCAUGCCAGAAAUGCCAAUGCAAAUUCUUGACAUUUUAUGAAGUUGCUUUAGUCUUUGCCGCUGCCUGAAGAAAACAAAGAAUUUGAUUGCUUGCCCUCAUCAAUGGUUGAAGACUUGAAGCUCUCACAUUGCCUUGAAUAUUCUGUCAGUACUCGGUAGUCACUACUACAAAGAAAAUAUACCGAAAAAUAUUAUGAUUAGAAUAUUUUCACCCUUUCAUAGUGAAAUGUGAAGUUUGAAACAACUUUUUUUAACUUAUUUUAUUGUAGCAUUGAACACUUUAAUAUGAGUUUGAUUAAACUCGUGAAAAUAGCUUACAAACCUACGUGUAAAA